Messenger RNA from Stylonychia lemnae, 1500 nucleotides. The record is from the annotation of a GenBank genome assembly. Lineage: Eukaryota; Ciliophora; Spirotrichea; Sporadotrichida; Oxytrichidae.
AUGAGAUCCCUCUCACUUCUCAAAAUAUCUUUGGCCGUAUUGCUAUUCAUCGCCCCUGCUUUUUCAUUUGAUAGAGCAAAUAGCAUUCUCAAUCUUUAAACACAAAAUUCUACCUCAACUCAAGUAUAAGAAGUGAACUAAGCCAUUGAUGACGCUUAAGUUAUUAUAGGCUAAUCAUCUGAUGCCUACAAAAAUUACUUAACUUGUGUUGGUAAUUGCAGCGCCUAAAACAAAGAAUGGGACUGUUAUUAUCAAUGUUCAAAUGAUUUGGCAAAGGAAUUGCAAACAGUUAUUUCCUUGUUCAAAUACGAUAAUGCCUAUAGCUAUGAUUAAGUUGAGAACAGACUUCUUACCGAAGAAGCUCAAUUUUCUGUAGAAGCUAAUCUCCCAACAGAAUUCAAAGAAUUAAGAAUGAAACAAGUUACAGCAACUGUGAAUCUUUUUGCUCUUGAGAAGUUCUCAAAGGCAAGCUUUGACCCUCUCUACCUUGCUGACACUACUAUUUUUGAUGACCUUAAUACAUGCUACAUGAGUUGUGGCAGCGAUGCCGUAUGUGUAAAUACAUGCUUGGAAAAAUUCUAUGCAGAAAUGUAUAGAUAAUCAUCAUACUCUCUUGCAUCUGCACAACAAGAUCAAUUUUCUGAAUUCACUAAUAAUUUGUAAAAGUUAGGUGAAUGCCUUGCCAAAGCAACUACCUAAGAGGAAGUUGUUGCCUGCACAGAAUUGUUGAAUCAGUAAUCUCUCGUAAGCGUUCAACUAACAAACCAAGAAAAAGAUGUUGUUCAGUAAUACUACAACUAAGCUUAACAGAUUACUCAGCAAGUUGAAUAAUAAUUACCGGCCAGAAAACAAUUUGUUCAAGCCAAACUCAACGAUGUCACCACUGACCUCAAGACAAAUGCUGGACAAUACAAGCAAGUUGCUCAAUCUGAGAUCAAACAAGGUGCAGACCAAGUCAACGCUUAACUUCCAGCUGUAGAGUAGCAAGUCGUCCAAGAAAUUGACCAAGCUGUCAAAUAAGUUAUUGCUAACCUCCCACAAGCCCAAGCUUAAAUCAACGGCAUCCUCGAGCAAGUUGCUGACCAAGCUACUAACAACAUGACUGCCUACCAAACCAAAGCCGCUUCAAUCAUCGACUAAUUAGCCGCUGUUGCUUCAGAUGCUGUUAACCAAUUCGAUGCAAACCAAAAAGCUGUUGCCCAAUAACUCGGCUUGAAAUCACUUGUAAGUAUGACCAUUGGUGACUCUGCAGCUUAAAAACUAUUCGAUGGCUCAGUUCAGAUUUAAUACGAGGCUCCAUAAAGCACUCUUAAUAUGAUUGUUCUUGCUGUUACUGCCGCAUUCGCAGCUUCACUUGCUGUUUUCUUCCUUUUAAGAAGAGCUAAGAAGCAAUCAACUAAGGCCCAACUUGUCAAACCAAGUGAACUUAAGAGACAAAGAAAGGAAAAGAUCCUUGAAGAUGAAGAAGAAGACACUUUCCCAAUUGAAUCAACUCUCUGA